AUGUCCAUGGGAGGGUUUUGGAAUACUAAGAAGGUUAACUACAGUGAAGAAACUAAAAAGGUUUUGAAUGACCUUGUAAAGGAGUCAAAGAUUGCGAAUUUUUAUCGUCGGUCAAUAAGUGACUCAAUUAAAAAUGGGGAAAGUCUGAGCAUAAAUUUUGAAAUUAAAUCCAAAAUUGGGAGAACUUUACUUUCGGAACACAAAAAGAAACCGAUUAAGAGGAUUAAAAGACCACAAAGAAGAACGAAAUCCCUGAUAGAGCUUAGUGGUGCAUACGACCCAGUUCCAUAUAACCCGUCUCCAAUUACAAUAAAUACAGGAGCCGCUGAAAAACUACGUUUAGCACAUUUAAUGACAUAUGGUGAAGAGCCUACAUGGAAGUCAUUACAAAAUGAUGAAAUCAAAGAUGGAAGAUUAGAAUAUUUAGGUCGUCGUAUACUGAAAUAUCCCAAAAUCGAUGGUGAUAAUGAUUAUAAUGAUAAACAAAUUAAAACCAAUAAGGAUAGAUUUGAAGAAUUAAUAGAUGAAGUUAAUGAAAGAAGUGAAUUUUUAACACAAAUGAGAAAACUUGGACGACUCAAAGAAUAUCAAACAACUGUUGAAACAGAAAUAUCUCAAUUAAUACGUGAAAUGGAACAAAUCGAUUUGAAACGAAUCAAACAAAUGAAUCAAAAUGAUUUGAACAAUUAA
This is a messenger RNA of Schistosoma spindalis, 690 nucleotides long. The record is from the annotation of a GenBank genome assembly. NCBI's taxonomy places the organism in Eukaryota, Metazoa, Platyhelminthes, Trematoda, Strigeidida, Schistosomatidae.